GAGCUGAGAGAUCUGGCAUCCAAGCACCCAAACCUGGUUCUUGUGAAGCUGGAUGUGGCAAAUCCCUCAGCUAUUACUGAUGCAGCCAAGAUCGUGGAGGGGAAGCUGAACGGCACAGGCUUGAACCUGCUCAUAAACAAUGCUGGCAUUUACAUCCCGACAUCGUCACUGGAGACAGCAGACGCUGAAGAGAUGAUAAGGACUUACAAGACCAAUGCAGUGGGGCCUAUGCUGAUGGCCCAGGCCUUCCUGCCCCUGUUGAAGAAAGCUGCCCGGGAGAGCACAGAAAAGGGACUGAGCUGCAGCAGGGCAGCCAUCAUCAACAUCUCCACUGUCAUGGGGUCCAUCGAGAGAACUCAAGAGUCCUUCUUCAAGCCUGUCGUCUCCUACCGCUGCAGCAAGGCUGCCCUCAACAUGCUGACCAAGUGCCAGGCUCUGACCUAUGGUGAAGAUGGGAUCCUCUGCGUGGCCCUUCACCCUGGCUGGGUGAAAACCGACAUGGGCAGCCAGGAGGCUGACCUGACGGUGGACACAAGCGUGCGGGGGCUGCUGUCUGUGCUGCCCAUCCUCUCUGAGAAACACAGUGGGACCCUGCUCAACUGGGAAGGUAAAGCUAUUCCUUGGUGA
This is a messenger RNA of Mesitornis unicolor (brown roatelo), 627 nucleotides long. RefSeq lists its product as uncharacterized. Lineage: Eukaryota; Metazoa; Chordata; Aves; Mesitornithiformes; Mesitornithidae. The transcript has 5 exons. The annotation marks the transcript as partial. The record is from RefSeq and is a predicted model, not a curated record.